Molecule: messenger RNA, 1557 nt
Organism: Microthlaspi erraticum
Lineage: Eukaryota; Viridiplantae; Streptophyta; Magnoliopsida; Brassicales; Brassicaceae
Source: the annotation of a GenBank genome assembly
AUGAUGAACAAUCUCAGCCAUCUAGAACCUGAUUACUCUGAGUUUGUCGAAAUUGAUCCUACUGGAAGAUAUGGCAGAUAUCAUGAAGUUCUUGGUAAAGGAUCUUCAAAAACCGUUUACAGAGCAUUUGAUGAGUAUGAAGGAAUGGAAGUAGCAUGGAACCAAGUAAAGCUCUACGAUUUCUUGCAGAGUCCUCAGGAGCUAGAAAGGCUCUACUGCGAGAUCCAUCUCCUCAAAACACUGAAACACAAAAGCAUCAUGAAGUUCUACACUUCUUGGGUCGAUAUCGAGAAUCGAAACAUCAACUUCAUCACUGAAAUGUUCACUUCUGGCACCCUCAGGCAGUAUAGGCUAAAACACAAGAGAGUGAACAUAAGAGCUGUGAAGCAUUGGUGUAGACAGAUCUUGAGAGGCUUACACUAUCUUCAUAGCCAUGACCCUCCUGUGAUCCACAGAGAUCUCAAGUGUGACAACAUUUUUGUCAAUGGGAACCAAGGAGAAGUCAAGAUUGGUGAUCUUGGUCUUGCUGCUAUCUUGCAAAACUCUCACGCUGCUCAUUGUGUUGGGACACCAGAGUUCAUGGCUCCUGAAGUCUAUAAAGAAGAAUACAACGAAUUAGUCGACAUAUACUCGUUUGGUAUGUGCGUUUUGGAAAUGGUAACGUUUGAUUAUCCAUACACCGAAUGUUCUCACCCUGCUCAGAUUUACAAGAGAGUUAUAUCGGGCAAGAAACCAGACUCAUUAGAGAAGGUGAAGGAUCCUGAAGUUAGAGGCUUUAUAGAGAAAUGCUUAGCCACUGCGUCCCUCAGGCUCUCUGCUCGUCAACUAUUAGACGACCCUUUUCUUUGUACCGAUGAUGGUGACUCGACUUUGAGACCCGUAGAGAUCGCAACAAGAAGUCAGAUAGAUGAAGCUGGGCCUACUCUUCUUAGUCAUUCAUAUCAUACAGCUGACUAUUACUACAAUGACCAAACCAAAGGAAACUCUUUUGAUCAUCCUCACUAUUCAAACGGUUACUGUAGCCACGAUAGUCGAAACCAGUGGGAUUACAAUGGCCAUGAGACAGUGGAGGAGUCACACGGAGUAGACGUCUUUGAGUUUCAUAACGAUGAUCAUGAAGAAGUAGAAGAAGAUGAUGAGAGCUUAGAUAAUGUCCAUAUAAGCGUCAAAGGAAAGAGAAGAGAUAAUGGUGAUGGACUGUUCCUACGACUCAGAAUCGCUGACAAGGAAGGGCUUGUGAGAAACAUAUACUUCCCGUUUGACACAGAGACUGAUACAGCAAUCAGCGUUGCAAGAGAAAUGGUGGAAGAGCUGGAGAUGGACGACCGGGACGUCACAAAGAUAGCUAACAUGAUCGAUGCAGAGAUUGCUUCUCUUGUUCCCAGUUGGAGAUUAUCAUCAGGCGUCGAGUUGGAGAGCAUUUUCUGCAGCUGCGACUCGAACCCUUCUUCGUUGGGUUCGCUCAUGGAUUUGAACUUGAUUCAGUGUUGUGGAAACGAGUGCGAAGAGAAGCGUGGAAGGUUCGAGGAGAUCACGUUUGGGGCAAAACCACUCUGA